UUUUUUUUUUAGGUUGCGCUCGCGCUCUCUCGCUCUCUCUCCCUCUGCCCUCUCCCUCUCCCUCUCCGCCGUCGCUUAUUGCGGCUGUUAAAUUUUAAACUGCUAUGCACUCCGCUUCCAGUAUGCUGGGAGUCGUGAAAAUGGAAGGACACGAGCACACGGAGUGGAGCAACUACUACGGCGAGCCAGAGGGCUACUCCUCCAUGAAUGCCGGCUUGGGCAUGAACAGCUACAUGGCCAUGCCCGCCAUGGGCAGCGCCGGCAACCUCUCGACUGUGGCGUCCGGCGGCUCCAUGGGCAUGUCUUACGCGGCUGGCCCGGCGGGCAUGAACCUGUCUCCCGGCGCAGGGGCUAUGGCCGGCAUGGCGGCCCACCUGAGCCCCAGCUUGAGCCCGCUGGGCGCCCAGGCGGGCUCCAUGGGGGCCGCGUUGGGCGCCUACUCUGCCCUGAGCCCGGUGGGGGCCGGCGGCGGCGGCGGCGGCUACGGGCCAGCGGCGGGUCUGGGCCGCGCCCGCGACGCCAAGAGCUACCGCCGGAGCUACACGCACGCCAAGCCUCCCUACUCGUACAUCUCUCUCAUCACCAUGGCCAUCCAGCAGUCUCCCAACAAGAUGCUGACGCUGAGCGAGAUCUACCAGUGGAUCAUGGACCUCUUUCCCUUCUACCGACAGAACCAGCAGCGCUGGCAGAACUCCAUCCGCCACUCGCUCUCCUUCAACGACUGCUUCCUCAAGGUGCCGCGCUCGCCAGACAAGCCGGGCAAGGGCUCCUUCUGGACCCUGCACCCCGAUUCGGGCAACAUGUUCGAGAACGGCUGCUACCUGCGCCGCCAGAAGCGCUUCAAGUGCGAGAAACCGCCCGGCGCCAAGCAGCAGCAGCAGCAACAACAGGGGGGCUCGCCGACCUCGGGCCCCGGCAAAAAGGCGCUCCCGCAGGCGGAGCGCGAGGGGCCCAACGGAGCCUCGGAAUCGCCGCGCUCCAAUGCCUCGCCUUGCCGAGAGCACAAGCGCUCUUUGGCCGAGCUCAAGGGCCAGCCGGAGCCCGCCCCGUCGCCGGCCCAGCAGCAGCACCUGCUGGCUCAGCAUCACGCCCACCCGGGGCUCUCCCACGAGGCCCACCUCAAGGCCGAGCAUCACUACGCCUUCAACCACCCCUUCUCCAUCACUAACCUGAUGUCCUCCAGCGAGCAGCAGCAGCAGCAGCAUCAACAGCAGCACGCCCACCAUCCCCCCCCCCACCAUCAACACUCCCACCACCCUCAUCCUCCCCACCCCAAAAUGGACCUGAAGGCCUACGAGCAAGUGAUGCACUACGCCGGUUAUGGCUCGCCGGUGCCCGGCAGCUUGGCCAUGGGCUCCGUCACGAACAAAAGCGGCCUCGAGGCUUCGCCCUUGGCCGGAGAUGCCUCCUAUUAUCAAGGGAUGUACUCUAGGCCCAUUAUGAACUCGUCCUAAAGAAAAAACCCAGCCCUCUCCUUUCCGACCGCCAAAACCGAGACUUUGUGGGGCGGGAGAAAAGUUCCGUAGAGUUUGGAAAGUCUGAACCUUGUGCCCAAAGCUACCCUGCCCCCUUGACCCAAUACCCACAGAAAGAGACCCCGUCCAGGGAAGGUCCAAAGCUCCUCUAAAUAACGUUGGACAAUUUCAACCCCCGAUUUUUGGAUGAGCGCUCAAGGUUCUUUCCCAUCUGUCUUUGGGGGACGGGGGGCGAGCGCAGAACUGGGAACCUGGCACUCAUGCCCUCUACCAAUUGGAAUGGGGCACCAAAUAUUUAGGUACUUUUUCCGCUGUUGUAUGAUUUUAAGCGCCCGCCGAAGGAGGGAGGGGAGGGGAGCGUGGAGGGGCUCAUUGACUCCAAGGACCGUCAGGAGUGGAAACUGCCCCUGCUGCGGAUCCGGCUCGUGACCAUGCUCAGUUUCCUUCAGACAGCCGUUUAACUUUCCUUUGAAUCAUAAAGAUUUUUUUAAGGCGUUAAAAAGUGACCCUAGGUAUGUUUGUUAUUUUGGGUUAGGAAGUUACAAAUAUAUCUAUUUUUGGAUGUGGAAGUGACACAGAAGUAUGUGUGUGCGUGUGUGAACUGAUGUUAGAUUUGAAAACUGAGGAUCAAAGAUACUGUAGCAUUAUGAAAUCGAAAAAAGGGGGGAAAAGAAAAGAAGAGAGACUUUAGAUUGUAAUUGGCACACACAGGUUUGAAUCAAAUUAAUUUAUCGUUUCUGUACGUUUUAUUUAUGGCUUAUAAAUGUGUAUUCUGGUAACGACCAGUCAAAUUCCCACAAACCAAUAUUAAAAUGAUGUUGGAUAUUU
Pantherophis guttatus is the source of this 2303-nucleotide messenger RNA. RefSeq names its product forkhead box A2 (gene FOXA2). The record is from RefSeq and is a predicted model, not a curated record. Lineage: Eukaryota; Metazoa; Chordata; Lepidosauria; Squamata; Colubridae. Gene Ontology annotation, biological process: anatomical structure morphogenesis; cell differentiation; regulation of transcription by RNA polymerase II. Gene Ontology annotation, molecular function: RNA polymerase II cis-regulatory region sequence-specific DNA binding; DNA-binding transcription factor activity, RNA polymerase II-specific; transcription factor binding.